AUGUUCACCUUCUGCCAUGUUUGCCAACCCUCCUUAAAAGUCGGGGGACUCCUGCUAAUGACUCAAAUGUUUUGUUGCAUUUGUAGCAUUAACAUUCCUUCGCAGCCAAAAAUGUCUUACAACAUAUUUGUUGCGCAAACCGGCUUAAGUAGAACUCAUCCGAGUAAGUAG
This is a messenger RNA of Drosophila biarmipes, 171 nucleotides long. RefSeq lists its product as uncharacterized. The record is from RefSeq and is a predicted model, not a curated record. NCBI's taxonomy places the organism in Eukaryota, Metazoa, Arthropoda, Insecta, Diptera, Drosophilidae.